GACGACCAACAUGGACCCAUAUACUCCCAGAGCAAGACCAGGAGGUCGCAAAAAGAAUCUUACACUUUCAGCAAAGGAAUACACAAAGAUUACUGGGACUAUCGCGUCGGUUCGCAGGAACAGACAAGUGUUACACGAUGAUAUUGACGAAGGUUUCGAUGGUAGACUGAACUCUUCUCAUGAAAACCGAGGCAGAAAUCAUAACGAGCCUUCUUUUAUCGCUGAAACCUCGUUCGUUCGUGCUCCUUUGAAUUCACGCGUCGGUGCAAACACAUCGCUACCAAAGUCCAAAGGCAAGGCUAGGGAGGAUGUGUUGGGAACCCUCCCCGUUGAUAUACAAGAGGCCCUGAUACUGGAGGAUAUUCUCUACGUCCUCAUGGGUAUCGAGGGCACGCACAUAACAUACCAUCCCGAAUACUCCCCAGAGGAUGAUGAUCCUCUCCAGGGUAUCCGAUUUGUUGUAUCCUCUCCUCUAGACUCUUCCCUGCGUGAUUUGACAGAGAGGAUUUUGCCACUGGGGACUUAUUAUACUGCAAUAUCAUCCUUCAUCGAAAGUCGAAGUCACCUAGACUUUGGCUUGGUCAAUCACGCUCUCUGCGCGGCUAUCCGAGAUAUGCUCAAGGACUAUCAAACCCUUCUCUCGCAACUUGAGCACGCUUAUAACACUUCCUCCACGUUCACUCUGCAGAAACUAUGGUUUUACGUUCAUCCUACUGUCCACACAUUGUCUCUAAUAUAUCAGCUAGUCUUGGAGCUAGCAACUGCGGAUGACUCGUCUGCUGACUUAACUUCCUCUUCAUCAGAGGAUGACGAGGAUGACGCUCGUAACGAGGCUCUUGGUUUGGGUGGCGCCAAGCUGAAAGCGGUCUUAUCAGAAAUCAACAAAAACGGCCUCAAUGGUGCCGAGGGAAGUAAUAUCGUCGUCAAGGGCGGCGAGGUACUGGCUAUCAUUUACGAACGCAUGCAGAAUAUGUCCGGCGAUCCUACGGCACACAAACUCUAUAGCACGCUAUUGAAAUCGGCUGGGGUACCAUAUGUUUCUAUGUUGAAAAUGUGGACAACGACGGGCCGGUUGGUUGACCCCUGCGACGAGCUUUGCGUCAAAGAAAGCAAAUUUAUUAGUAAAGGUAUUUUAGAGGUAGACUAUACGGAUGAAUAUUGGGAGCGUCGUUAUACGCUCCGCGAUGGAUCUACAUUAGCUGCACCAUCCAAACGCCAUCAGGCGGGUGUUCCUCCCCCCCGAACCGUGACGGGUAGACUUCCAGGCGGUGCCUGUAUACCGCCAUUGUUAGAAGGAUGGAAACACAAAAUUCUCCUGGCCGGGAAAUAUUUGAAUGUAAUUCGAGAAUGUGGAAUUGAAGUGCAGACUAAUCAUCGACAAGCGGACGAUGAGGAUUUGUCCAUGGAUAAUGAAAAGUUAUACAACUUUAUCGAGGAGGCUUACACGCAUGCGAACCGGACAUUGCUUCAACUUCUUCUCAAAGAUCAACAGCUAAUCCCACGGUUAAGGUCUUUGAAACGCUACUUUUUCCUUUCUCAGUCAUCGUUUUUGACACAUCUGCUCGACCUUUCCCAUACGGAGCUGAAAAAACCUGCAAAAUCAGUAUCGAUGGUGAAGUUGCAGAGCUUGCUUGAUUUAGCGCUGAACACAGACUCACAAGGAGAGGAUGCGCUUUUUAGAGAAGAUGUCAAAAUCUCCAUCUCCAGCACUGGACUGUAUGACUGGUUACUGAAGGUAAUCAGUGUUAGCGGAGUCAUUGGUGGAGAAGAUGGCGAUAUUGUGCCUGAUAGCGGAAGUCACGAAGACUCCAAAAAGGAACGAGACAAAGACCGGGAUGAUAGGAAGCAGCUACAAGGAAUCGAUGCUUUGGCAUUGGAUUAUAGCGUUAAAUUUCCCCUAUCUUUGGUAAUAUCUCGGAAGACAAUUCUCCGCUAUCAGCUUUUGUUCCGUUUCUUGCUGCACCUUAAACAGGUCGAACAAUCCUUGACGUCUAUGUGGAUUGAGCACAAGGGGAUCAUAUGGCGGCGCUCCGCUUCUAAUCAUCCAGAGUUUGAGCAGUGGCGCUUGAGAGUGGCUCUUUUGCGUGCGAGAAUGCUAUCUUUUGUGCAACAAAUCUUAGCCUUCACGACAUUCGAGGUCCUGGAGCCCAAUUGGCGCAACCUUGAGGCGAAGCUUACCAAGGUAACCACUGUUGACCAACUUCUCAGAGAUCAUGUCGAUUUUUUGGAUACAUGUUUGAAAGAAUGCAUGUUAACGAGCUCGAAACUGUUGCGAGUUUACUCGCGGCUCAUUGUCACUUGCUCUACUUUCGCGCUUUAUACGGCAUCGUUCUCGAAGUCUGCUACACAAGGGCUAGCAGCAGCAGAUAUGGGAGAUGGAGACACUGCUAUGGCCAAGCGGUGGGAGUUUUUAAGGAAGUUCGAGACUAAUUUCAAUCACUGGUUUAAACAUCACCAUGAUUGCGUUCAGUACUAUGCGUCAAGCGAGAAUGUAUCGCUCUUGCCACUGGUCGUCCGUUUGAGCAGUAUCAAAAGCCCUUCAUGAUGGUGGUCAAGUCGAUAAAGGAAUCGCUAAACUAUCAGUAUCUUGGGAUUUUGCGCCUUAGUACCAACAUACUUCGUGGAUCUUCGUGGAUCAUUACCUGCGGCGCCAGGUGAAGGUUGAACAUUGAGCUACGGAGAGGACAGGCAGGUUGGAGCUAAUGUUAAUAUUCUCUGGUGACGUCGGUUGAUAUUUGAGAAUUUUCGAUGUCGCAAUUUAACUGAUACUGUCGUAUGGUUGGAACAAUGUUUUGUUGCAAUGGGU
This is a messenger RNA of Serpula lacrymans var. lacrymans S7.9, 2806 nucleotides long. RefSeq lists its product as uncharacterized. Gene Ontology annotation, cellular component: spindle pole; gamma-tubulin small complex; centrosome. Gene Ontology annotation, biological process: microtubule nucleation; cytoplasmic microtubule organization; meiotic cell cycle. The transcript has 12 exons. Gene Ontology annotation, molecular function: gamma-tubulin binding; microtubule minus-end binding. The coding region runs from base 11 to 2545 and encodes 844 amino acids. The record is from RefSeq and is a predicted model, not a curated record. NCBI's taxonomy places the organism in Eukaryota, Fungi, Basidiomycota, Agaricomycetes, Boletales, Serpulaceae.